UUCUGUGCUGUUACAGGUGAAGUUGAAGCAGAAGAUGAGGGCUCUCCCAAGCCCAGACGUGUCACUUAUGACGUGUCCAAGCUGGUGAAUUACCCAGGCUUUAACAUCUCCACUCCCAGUGGCAUCCCAGAUGAGUGGCAGAUGUUUGGUUCCAUCCCCAUGCAGCCAUCUCAACAGAAGGAUGUUUUUGCUCACUACCUUUCUAAUUAUCAGGAGCCAAGUCCCAAAUCCAGCAGCAAAAGGGCUGCACCCCAGCCCAAGUCUCGUCAUUCCAAACGAGCCAGAGAAGACACUUCAGAGGUGGCAGCAGCUGACAUGGACCUGGACUCUGAUCUGGAAGGAGCACAGAGAUCUCAAACUCCCAACAGUUUCCAGUUCCAGCCUCCUCUGCCCCCUGGAUCUCCAUCCAUGUCCACUCCCCCCCCUGUGCCCCAAGGGACACCCCCAGUGACCCCCCCCCAGCCCUCCUCACCCAGGGCUGCCCCAGCCCCCAGUGACAGCCCCCAGCCCAAAAUCGUGGACUCAGUGAUGGAUGAGGACACCCUGACCCUGGAGGAGCUGGAGGAGCAGCAGAGGUUGAUCUGGGCAGCGCUGGAGCAGGCAGAGAGCACCAACAGUGACUCUGAUAUUCCUGUGGACACACCUUUAACUGGCAAUUCCCUGACUUCAUCACCAGCCAGGAAUGAAGCAGAUCUGGUUGCAGAAGUCAGGUCACCUGAGAAAGUGAUCUCAGUGGAAACAGAGCUUUCUGACAUCAGCGAGCAGAUCCCAGAAAAUGAACAUUCUCUAACCAGUCCCAACCUAGAGGACAGUUUGCUUGACUUGAAGGAAAAUCCUGAUCCUGCAGUUUCUGAGGGCCUGCUGGAUGACACCCUGCCUGCUGCCCCCCCUGAGGUCAACGAGGGGGAAAACACAGCUGGUAAUAAAGUGCCCACAAGCACUGGAUCAGCUGUGAAAAAAUCUGGACUUGUUCCUGACAUGAGCAAGUUUGCUGAAGGCAUCACACCGUUUGAGUUUGAAAACAUGGCAGAAUCAACUGGGGUCUAUCUACGGAUAAGAAGCCUCUUAAAAAAUUCCCCAAGAAACCAGCAAAAGAAAAAGACUUAAAUCUUAAUUGGUCUUUAGUUUUGUUAUAUCCAAAUCCCUUCUGUUUCCCCAGCAGUUUUACAAACUCAGAUAACCUCCCUCAUCUUAUGGGAAAGAGAAAAUCUUGACAAAUGCAGGUCUGCCCUGUUCUUCCUUGGUGCUGAAGUCAGUGCAGGUUUCCAUCUUGACCAGGAUCACCAAUGCAGGCAGCAAAUGCAGAAUUUUCCCAAAUUGCAAGCUCCCACUAAGGAAUAACAGGACAGAUGAUUUGUUAAGACCAUUUUAUUUGCCAAUACUCAAGACUCUAAAAUGCAGAGUUUGUGGUUUGGUGUUCAUUAUUUUGGCUAAGAUUUAUAUUGUCCUUGAGUUUCAGGUGGAUUGGUGAUUUUUUUAAUAUCUGUCCUUUGUACAAUAAUCUAUACUUUAUACAUUUUGCUAAUUAUCCUGUAGAUAAGUUUAAUAUAUUCUGAAUGUUUUUAAAAAGGUCUGAUGUCAAGAUUUCCCACAUCAAAGUCCUGGCAAUUGGAAGAAAAUAAUUGGGGAUUACAAUGCUAUUUUCACCAUUUCAAGUAUUUUUAUAAAUUAUUUAUGUGGGUCUGUUUUAACUGCCACUGUAUCUUUUGUAGCAUUGUCCUUCAUGUAAACUUGCUGUACAGACAUGUUCGUGUUGUCUACAGAGGUUUAAUAAAUGAGCUUUUAGCUAAAGAGCUUUUAAUUGGA
Messenger RNA from Zonotrichia albicollis (white-throated sparrow), 1806 nucleotides. The record is from RefSeq and is a predicted model, not a curated record. Lineage: Eukaryota; Metazoa; Chordata; Aves; Passeriformes; Passerellidae.